CAACAUUCACAAAUCACACAGCCUCUGAUUCUCUGGUAGUGGUGAGCUCGAGCGAUCUAGAUCUGUGGUUAGCCAGCAGCUUCCAACACCAUGGCCUUGGCAGCAGCAACCUUGCUCAGGUUUAUUGGGUACCCGGCGUGUAAACCAAAUGCUCCUGCUGGUAGAAACCGCUACUGCAACCCACACACAACUGCCGGCAAUGGUGUCAUAGCCAUCAAUCGCAGCAGUUGGAGGUGCAGGAAUAGGGCUACAGCGAGCAGAGAAGUUACGGCCGCGGCCGGACGCCGGCGAGACAAGGAGGACGAAUGGCCCAGCUACCUGACGCCGGAUAGACUGGACUUGCUGAGGGAGAUGGAGCCGUGGGUGGAGGAGCACGUGCUCACGCUGCUCAAGCCCGUGGAGGCGUCCUGGCAGCCGUCCGACAUGCUGCCGGAUCCGGCGGCCCUGGGCAGCGACGGCUUCCACGCCGCGUGCCUCGAGCUCCGCGCGGGGGCGGCGGAGGUGCCGGACGAGCUCCUCGUGUGCCUCGUGGCGAACAUGGUCACAGAGGAGGCGCUGCCCACGUACCCGAGCGGGCUGAACCGCUUCGAGGUCGUGCGUGACACCACGGGCGCCGACCCCACGCCGUGGGCCCGCUGGAUCCGCGGGUGGUCCGCCGAGGAGAACCGCCACGGCGACGUGCUCAACCGCUACAUGCACCUCUCCGGCCGCUUCGACAUGCGCGAGGUGGAGCGCACCGUGCAGCGCCUCAUCCGCGACGGGAUGAGCUUCCACGCGCCGGUGAGGAGCCCUUACCACGGCUUCGUCUACCUCACCUUCCAGGAGCGCGCCACGGCUAUCGCGCACGGGAACACGGCGCGCCUCGUCGGCGCGCGCGGCGCCGGGGACGCUGCGCUCGCGCGCAUCUGCGGCACCGUCGCCGCCGACGAGAAGCGGCACGAGGCGGCCUACACCCGUAUCAUGGGGAAGCUCUUCGAGGUAGAACCGGACGCCGCCGUGCGCGCAAUGGCGUACAUGAUGCGCCACCGGAUCGACAUGCCGACUGGCUUCAUCAAUGACGGCCGCCAUAGCGGCCGCGACUUCUACGAUCGCUUCAUCGCCAUCGCACAGCUGGCCGGCACGUAUACGGUUUCCGACUACCGCAGCAUCCUGGAGCACCUUAUAGGGCAGUGGGGCGUGAAGGAGCUCGCCUCGGGGCUCUCCGGCGAAGGGAGGCGCGCGCGUGACUACCUGUGCGCGCUGCCGAACAAAAUGCAGAGGAUGGAAGAGAAGGUCACGGAGAGAGCAGUCAAGGCAAAAAACAAGCCCACUCCUAUCCCCAUCAACUGGGUCUUCGAUAGGACCAUCAGUGUCGUUCUACCCUGAUCCUGUAUAAGUAUGCAAUUAGUUUGCGAAUAAAGAGAGAGCUUUAUUAGAGAGACUAGGAGAGUUCUUAGAUUCCUGCUCAACCAAAACUUUCGAACACAGGACGGGAA
Panicum hallii is the source of this 1475-nucleotide messenger RNA. RefSeq names its product acyl-[acyl-carrier-protein] desaturase 6, chloroplastic-like. Gene Ontology annotation, cellular component: chloroplast stroma. NCBI's taxonomy places the organism in Eukaryota, Viridiplantae, Streptophyta, Magnoliopsida, Poales, Poaceae. Gene Ontology annotation, biological process: fatty acid metabolic process. Bases 91 to 1365 code for a protein of 424 amino acids. Gene Ontology annotation, molecular function: stearoyl-[ACP] desaturase activity. The record is from RefSeq and is a predicted model, not a curated record. The transcript is spliced from 2 exons.